Messenger RNA from Fusarium sp. VM40, 1797 nucleotides. The record is from the annotation of a GenBank genome assembly. Lineage: Eukaryota; Fungi; Ascomycota; Sordariomycetes; Hypocreales; Nectriaceae.
AUGCUUUCCCGAUCACUGCUGCGAUCGAGAGCUGUGGGAGCUUUCCCCCUCUCUGCGCGAAGCCAUGGUCGCUUCUUCUCUGCCUCCGCCCUUCGCGCCGAUGACAAGAUCAACAGAAUUUCCGCCAACAUCACCCAGCCCAAGGCCCAGGGCGCAUCCCAGGCUAUGCUCUACGCUACCGGUCUCUCCGAGGAUGACAUGAACAAAGCUCAGGUCGGUAUCUCGUCUGUUUGGUACGAGGGCAACCCUUGUAACAUGCAUCUCAUGGAUCUGUCUGCCGUCGUCAAGGAGUCUGUUGCCAAGGCUGGCCUCAUUCCCUACCGAUUCAACACCAUUGGAGUGUCCGAUGGUAUUUCCAUGGGUACCACAGGUAUGCGAUACUCUCUUCAAAGUCGAGAGAUCAUUGCCGAUAGUAUUGAGACUGUCAUGAACGGCCAAUGGUAUGAUGCAAACAUCAGCUUGCCCGGUUGCGACAAGAACAUGCCUGGUGUUGCUAUCGCCAUGGGCCGUGUCAACCGCCCUAGUAUCAUGGUUUAUGGUGGUACCAUUCGUCCCGGUUGCACUAAGAAGGGCGAGUCUAUCGAUAUUGUCUCUGCUUUCCAAGCCUACGGUCAAUACAUUACUGGAGAGAUCAGCGAGGAAGAGCGAUUCGACAUUAUCCGAAAUGCUUGCCCUGGCGGUGGUGCUUGCGGUGGCAUGUACACUGCCAACACCAUGGCUACCGCCCUUGAGACUCUUGGCCUUACUCUGCCUGGUAGCAGCAGCAGCCCUGCUGAGGACCCAAGCAAGAUCGCCGAGUGUGAAAAGGUUGGACCUGCUAUUCGCAACAUCCUCAAGGAGGAUAUCCGACCCCGUGACAUCAUGACUCGCAAGGCCUUCGAGGACGCCAUGAUCGUCACCACCAUCCUCGGUGGUAGCACCAACGCUGUCCUGCAUCUUAUCGCCAUUGCCGACUCCGUCGGUAUCAAGCUCGACAUCGAGGACUUCCAGAAGGUCUCUGACCGCACUCCCUUCCUUGCCGACCUGAAGCCCUCCGGAAAGUGGGUCAUGGCCGAUAUGCACAAGAUUGGUGGCACUCCAGCUCUUCUCAAGUUCCUCAUCAAGGAGGGCAUUAUCGACGGCUCUGGUAUCACCGUUACCGGUAAGACCAUGAAGCAGAACGUUGAGGACUUGCCCGGCUUCCCUGAGGAUCAGACUAUCAUUCGACCCCUGACCAACCCUAUCAAGCCCACCGGUCACAUCCAGAUCCUCCGUGGCUCUCUGGCCCCUGGUGGCUGUGUCGGUAAGAUCACUGGUAAGGAGGGUCUUCGAUUUGAGGGCAAGGCUCGUGUCUACGACUCCGAGCCCGACUUCAUUGCCAGCCUCGAGGCUGGUGAGAUCAAGAAGGGUGAGAAGACUGUUGUCAUCAUCCGCUACGAUGGUCCCAAGGGUGGUCCUGGUAUGCCCGAGAUGCUGAAGCCUUCUUCUGCCAUUAUGGGUGCUGGUCUUGGACAGGACGUUGCCCUUCUCACAGACGGUCGCUUCUCCGGUGGCUCCCACGGUUUCAUCAUUGGUCACAUCGUCCCUGAGGCCAUGGAGGGUGGCCCCAUCGCCCUUGUUGAGGACGGUGACACCAUUGUCAUUGAUGCUGAGACCCGUGCCAUUGACCUUAUGGUUCCCGAGGAGGAGGUUGCCCAACGUCGCAAGGCAUGGAAGGCUCCCGCUCCUCGAUACACCAAGGGUACUCUCAGCAAGUACGCCCAGCUGGUGACAAACGCAAGUCAGGGCUGUGUCACCGACAGCGGUCUCAAGAACUAA